This is a messenger RNA of Spodoptera littoralis (African cotton leafworm), 441 nucleotides long. Lineage: Eukaryota; Metazoa; Arthropoda; Insecta; Lepidoptera; Noctuidae. The record is from the annotation of a GenBank genome assembly.
AUGUCGUUCUCAAGUCCAUUUAUGUUUGCAGUGAUUUGCAUUAGCGCUGUGUGUGCAGAUAAGCUUUACGAUAAAGAAGCCGUCUUUGAAUGUAUUGAAAAGUUUGACAUUCCAAUAAAAGAAAAAGGUUCGUUUGAAAAUAACGACGUGUCUUCAGUUGAUCCCUGUUUCUGGGCUUGCAGUUUCAAGACAAUAGGUUUUCUCAAUAGCGAAGGUCAAUAUGAUAAGGAGGUAACACAUACUCGUUAUAAAAAGGAAGAUUUAGCUUUUCUGGGUGAAGCAAAAUUUAACAAAUUUGAAGAAAUCGUAGUAAAGUGUGAUGCAGCUUUGGAGAAAAUAACAGGGACCGACCCGAAAGCAGAAUGCGACAGAGGGCUCCAGCUUGCAAAAUGCUAUAUAGAAGAUAUGAGAAAGUUAAUUCUAGAUGAUUCUAGAAAAUAA